AUGGCGGCCCCCCGAAGUGCAGCGUUUGCGGAGGAGAGUGCAGAAGUGGAAGUCCUAAUAGCUUCGCUGGCGAAGACCAAGGACUUGACCAAGCGGAUCGCGGCCAGUCUGGCACGGUUGGACGUCAGCGGCAAGAUUGUCAAAGAGGCCAUCGGACCAAUCUACAGCAACACGCAACAACUGCAAGUCACCAGUCGGAAUAUCGAAAAGGUCAAUGAGGCCAUUGAAAGACUCCGGCAGCCACUCGACGCGCGUGGGCGAGAAGAAGGGAUCAUCCGGGCCGGCCCCAAAAGCUCGGGGCUGCCGCAGUAUCUGGGUGCAUUGCGACGUGUCGACAAGGCUUUGACCGACUUGAGUUCGACCAACCUGAGGUCCAACCAGCAAGCGAUAUCUGAGUUCCACAACCUGCUCUUGACGGGCGUCAACCAGCUGAACGAUACGUAUCGGCAGAUGCUCCAAGAGAAUGCUCAACCGAUCGAGCCUCUCCAUUACAUUACCAAACAAGUACCGUUCCCCACCAUACCCCAGGACAAGGUCCAAUAUCUCAGCCAGAUGGCGAGUGCAAUUGCCGCCGCCGGAGCCCAGUCGGCCCGGUUGGGCCAGCGUGACGAGGAUGCCGCCGCGCGGAUCUACGCCGAGAUCAGAGGAGACUACCUCCAAAGCAGCCUUCAAAAUCUAGCCACUGCGUCCAUCAGCACUUCGAGACGGCGGGAAAAUGAUUCGGCCGUGUACCGUGAAGGCUCGAGUGGGAUCGGCCCGUACGCCAACGCGAUGGAAGCCAUGUUCCUUGCCGAAGCGGAGAAUACGUCUCGAAUCUUCCGCAACGACGCCGGCAAAGUGCUGUCGAUGACCUGCGCCAAAGCCCUGUCCACCUUCACACGCACCCUGUCGGAGCUGAACAGCGUGAUCAAAUCGCGCAUCCUGACCGACUGUUUCCUUGCAUAUGAGAUUCUCGACCUCGUCACUCCGCUGAGCUACCGACUCGAAUCACGCACUGGACAACUGAGGCCUCAGAUGGCCGAGGCGCUUCGGCCGGUGCGCGAAACCGCGCGCUCCUCGCUGAGCGAGCUGAUCAACCAGACCAAAAAACAGGCCGAGGCAAUCACCACCCUCCCACCCGACGGGAACACGGUCCCACUCGUUUCGCAAACCGCGCAACGUCUGCAGAACCUGGCCACGUUCGACCGGCCGCUUCUCGUGCUGCUGGCGUCGAUUGGCGACGGCAAAUGGCGGUCCACGCCAGGAGCCAUGUCCUCUCAAUCCAGCCUCAACCUCGAACUCACUCCUUCGACCGAGAACCCAACGCUCCUGUCCAAAUACCUGCUCGACAUCGUGGACACGCUCCUCACCGCCCUCAACGCCCGGUCAGGGAGCAUCCACUCAAAGAAAUCGCUGCAGGGCAUCUUCCAACUCAACAGCGUCGCCGUCCUGAUGCGCGCCGUCCAGUCCUCGCCCGAUCUGACCCGCUACUUGGGCAUCAAUCCACACAACGCCAAGCUCGACAUGUUCCGCAAGUCCGGCUCGUCGCUGUACCUCUCCGCCUGGCGCGACCCGUCGACCUAUCUGAUGGAUACUAUCCACACGUCGGGCGCGGCCCGGCCGCUUUCCGGCCAAGCCAUCGACAGCUCGAGCAUCAUCAAAUCGCUGUCUUCCAAGGACAAGGACAAGAUCAAGGAGAAAUUCAAGCUCUUCAACGCCAGCUUCGACGAGCUGGUCGUGCGGCAUAAGUCGCUGCACAUGGAAAAUGAGGUCCGCAGCUCCAUGAGCCGCGAGAUCCAGGCCAUGAUCGAACCCAUGUAUGCGCGCUUCUGGGAUCGCUAUCACGAGGUCGAUAAAGGGAAGGGUAAGGUUGUCAAGUACUCCAAGGGUGAGCUGUCGGCGAUGCUGGCGAGCCUGUGA
Molecule: messenger RNA, 1899 nt
Organism: Capronia epimyces CBS 606.96
Lineage: Eukaryota; Fungi; Ascomycota; Eurotiomycetes; Chaetothyriales; Herpotrichiellaceae
Exons: 1
Coding region: 1-1899 (632 amino acids)
Biological process (GO): exocytosis
Cellular component (GO): exocyst
Molecular function (GO): phosphatidylinositol-4,5-bisphosphate binding
Source: RefSeq, a predicted model, not a curated record